CAUGUCGAGGGCAGGAAGCAAACCCCAAAGCAUUCUGUAAGUUUCACCAUUAUGCUCAAACUAACUAAAGCUGAACUCUCACCAAGGUGAGAAUCUCCAUAAUUUAUUCCUUCAUGCAGGGUUCCACCGUAUUCUAUGUUAUUCAAUAGAAUCCUACGUCGAAAUAUAUAUAACCCUUUCCAAAGAGAUUCUUCCUCUUUAAUACAGAAAAGAAUAAGUAGAUCGAGGUAGUGGAGCAAUGGAAAAUUUCAGCAAAUUGUCAGAAGGGAUGGUCGUGCGAAUCCUAUCACGAUUGCCUCCUAAAUCUCUGAUUCGAUUCAGAUGCGUCCGUAAGUUGUGGUACAAUGUAAUCAAUAGUCCUAACUUCGUAGCCAAGAACCUUACUACUUCCAAGCACAAUAAGUUCAGUUCAUCCACUUGCAUUCUUGCCAAGCAUACUGUCCUCAAGGACAGCAACAUUAAGGAUAGGAAUGAAAUUUUGGAAGUCCUCAGGGACAACAGCAUAGAAACAAAGAAAAUUUUACUCUCAUUGUGUAACCUUUGCAACGACAACGAUGGUGAUGACCCUAAUCUUAAUUAUGUAGUCGACGACUUCACCGUUCCGCUUCCUUUAGGUCUACUUCCAUUUAGUCUAGAGAUUGCAGGUCAUUGUGAUGGGAUCAUUUGUCUAAAUAAUUCAUUUCUUGAUGACAUAGUCUUGUGCAAUCCAGCAACCAAAGAAUCCAAACUUCUUCCUAAGUCCUGUCUUCUUCUCCCUCCUCGACAUCCAAAUGACUACGAUGAAAUAGAGUCUGAUGUAAAUGCUGUUGGAUUCGGCUACGAUUCCAAAGUUCAAGAAUACAAGGUUGUUAGAAUUAUAUCAUUUAUUACUGGGGUUCAUAAACCACUUCCUUCGAAAGCAGAAGUAUAUACCAUUGGCACUAAUUCUUGGCGAGAGAUCAAGGCUCAAACUGAAAGUCAUGUUUUCUGGGCUCCUUCUUUUAAGUUGUUCUUGAAGGGAUUUUAUUUUUGGUGGGCAUCAAUCUGCCCACCAGAGCAGGAAAUCAUCCUCUCAUUUGAUAUGAAUGAGGAGCUGUUUCAUGAUAUAUAUAUUCCAGAGAGUGUCCGUCAUGACAUAGUUCGAUGUAAUAGAGGUCUUGCAGUGUGGAAAGAGUCCAUUGCUCUUUUGGCUUACGGUGGAGACAGUGGAGCUCAAUCUUUUGACAUAUGGGUAAUCGAUGACUUCGGUGUCUUUAAGAGUUCAUGGAUAAAAUACUUAACCAUCGGACCUCUAGAAGGCAUUUCGAUUCCAUUGAUAUUUUGGAAGAGUAACGAGUUUCUUAUGGCUGCCACUGAUGGACGUCUAGUGUCCUAUAACCUUAGCACCCAAAUGUUCAAGUAUCUUCCUAUUCAUGGGGUGGAAGAUCCACCAUAUAUUCAAGCCGUUGUUUAUGUAAAUAGUAUUGUUUCGGUCCAUGCAAGCAACAAACUUGAGGGCAUAAAUAACUCUAGCUAGUCCAAUAGGCAAUAAGGAAGAUUUCAGAACUACAUAAUGAUGACAUUUUCAACCCAAAAAACAAAUGACGGCUUCCUCUACAUAUUUAUAUUUUUUUUGAAACAUUCUCAUAUAAGGAUUGUUUGUUCUUUGUAGCAUAUGAACAAUUAUUAUUGUAGUU
This is a messenger RNA of Rosa rugosa (rugosa rose), 1655 nucleotides long. RefSeq names its product F-box/kelch-repeat protein At3g06240-like. The coding region runs from base 239 to 1495 and encodes 418 amino acids. The transcript has a single exon. NCBI's taxonomy places the organism in Eukaryota, Viridiplantae, Streptophyta, Magnoliopsida, Rosales, Rosaceae. Gene Ontology annotation, molecular function: protein binding. The record is from RefSeq and is a predicted model, not a curated record.